Molecule: messenger RNA, 582 nt
Organism: Klebsormidium nitens
Lineage: Eukaryota; Viridiplantae; Streptophyta; Klebsormidiophyceae; Klebsormidiales; Klebsormidiaceae
Source: the annotation of a GenBank genome assembly
CUCUUUGCAGCGAUUGCCGCCCGCUUCAAGCUCGAGGACACUGCCAUGGUGCUGAUCGACCAUCAGGUGGGCACCUGUAGCUGGAUCAACUCCAUCGACCAGAAGACGCUUCUCAAGAACACCGUCAUCCUGGCCAAGUUCGCCGCCGCGACCGGCAUGCCCACCGUGCUGACGUCAUCCAUGGAGACCAACGUGCAGGGCCUGCUCCUGCCCGAGAUCCAGGAGGCCCUGUCCGACGCCUACGAGAAGCGCGUGAAGCGCGUGGGCGUCGUCAACGCCUGGGACGACGAGGCCUUCACGGCCGCGGUGCGCGCCACCGGCAAGCGCAACCUCGUCAUGGCCGGCGCGACCACUGACGUGUGCCUCGUGCCGCCCGCCACGUCAGCAGUGCUCGAGGGCUUCAACGCCGUCUUGGAUGCGUCCGGCUCCCAGACCGUCAUGGAGGACCAAACGGCGUGGAAGCGCAUGGAGAAAGCGAACGUCAGGCUGACCACCACCAAUGCCAUCGUGUCCGAGCUGGUCUACAAUUGGGCCACCCCGGCGGGCCAGGCUGGCUUUGGCCUCCUCGCCCCUGGAUCGUAA